AUAUCCAUGUCAGUCGAGGGUGAAUUUUUCUUAUCAGUGACAGGAUCGAUCGAGUACGCAAACUUCUAUGACAUUGAUAACGUGUAUUGCAAAUAUGGAUACCACUUUGGACCGGACUGGAGCAUCGUCAGGGGAAUCGAGGAGGGGCUUACGCAAAUGAGUAAAAAAAGCAUCGACGCUCGCCAGGUUGCUGUUUGGAACUUUCCUCUCGAUAUUGCGUUCAAGAGUAUCAAUCCCCAGGGAUGGCCUCAGUUGAUUCUGUCAGUUUACGGUUUGGACUGUUUUGGCCAUGAUGUGGUUAGAGGCUACGGAGUUUGUCACUUGCCACUCGCGACUGGCACGCACACAAAAAAGGUGGCUGUGUAUGUUCCGCAAUCUUCUUCGAUAUUGCAACAAUUUAUUGCCUGGUUCUCCGGAAGGAGACCGGAACUAAUAGAUCCAACGAUACUCGCAACUGGCGGAGGGCGAGAGCGGAUAUUAUUUUUUCAGUCACGAGGAUGAUUUCCCAAGGAACUAUUACAGUGCGUUUUAACGUAUCGAUGAAGGAUUUUUUUAAACUGGGUUACAGCAACGGCCAGCAGGCGGAUAGGUAACACUAUACGUUAUCGAAACCCUUGAAUAAAUAUUAUGCUUUGUAUGUUUAUUGCCAAAACCCUGUAUGUACACGUAUGCACAUGCGCAUGUAUUGUAUGUUUAUAUUACAAAUAAAUAACCUGUAAUUAGAUGAACCGUAUUUAUGAUGUCUCCAGCACAUCUGUAUACGUCGAGGUAUACGUACAUCAUACGCGGCCUAUUCGCAGGUAAAUUAGGCAUUAUAUUAUGGAAUUUAUACUAAUGGAAUCUGCCGGUAUUCAAACGUAACGUAUUGUCAAUUAUUACAUCCACUUAAGCGUAUUUCUCUGUACCGUGCUUUAUUAUCAUAAAAAUACUGUUACGGCGUUCAUUCAGCAAGUUCCUGAUGGCGAACGCAUUUGACACUCCUCGCAUUACAAUAUUUAUU
Molecule: messenger RNA, 1000 nt
Organism: Neodiprion fabricii
Lineage: Eukaryota; Metazoa; Arthropoda; Insecta; Hymenoptera; Diprionidae
Product: B9 domain-containing protein 1-like
Exons: 5
Coding region: 7-501 (164 amino acids)
Biological process (GO): cilium assembly
Cellular component (GO): MKS complex
Source: RefSeq, a predicted model, not a curated record